UCCUCGGCUAUCAGACGUGUUUUUAGGACCGUUCUGUAUGAGGCGUUUUUUCCAGAGUUACGGUGACUUUGUAUUGUGACAAAUCAUGAUCAGCUUCGUAAUCAUUUCGAGUCUUUUCCUGUUCGGCCUCGCCACCAGGAUUUUGGGAUCCAUCAAGAAAGCGUUGAACGCCGCCAUUGGAGUCGAGAGAUGUGAAGUGCAGGUUCCUCUGUUUGAGGAACCACCCUGCGUCCCCCUACAGGAGGCUGUGAAGAAAAAACAACAGCGCAGUGACUUGAACGGGCCUAUAGCUACCGACCAUGCGCCGGAUACGAAGCCUGCAAAGCCCGUCGAACCCAGCACCUCUGUGCGGGCUCCCGGUACAGCCAACGGCAAACCGAAGGGGACAUUCGGCGGAAUGAAAGCCGGCUUCUUGCUGCGCCCGAAGAAACCUCAACCCAAGAAGGAGACCGCGGCUAAGGCAGACACCCCCAAGGGCGGAGAGCAGACUCCCACUGACCAAGCCGGUCAGGUGAAAGUCAGUACCUCUCACCAGAAGCAGGCAUCUCCGGCUCCACGCCCCACCCCUGAGCAGAAGUCUACCCACCAGAAGCCGCAGGCCGCUGCACGCCCUGCCCCUGAGGCCACCGUCCGCCAGGCUGAUGAGGAACCACCCCGCCCCACUGUCCCCAUCUUCCCAGCCCUUGCUCAAGUUCGACCCAUCCUGCUACCGGUUCUAGGCACGAACCACGUCCAGUUGGUCUGGGACGGGAGCGUCAAGGCUAGAAACCUCCUUCAGAUGAUCGUGGCAGCCAGGAGGGAAGCCGAGGGACUCUAAACUUCCCAGGACUUCAACUGUGAUCUGAUAUUUGAUGUGGAAGGGGAUGA
Branchiostoma belcheri (Belcher's lancelet) is the source of this 867-nucleotide messenger RNA. RefSeq names its product MAP7 domain-containing protein 1-like. Lineage: Eukaryota; Metazoa; Chordata; Leptocardii; Amphioxiformes; Branchiostomatidae. The transcript has 2 exons. The record is from RefSeq and is a predicted model, not a curated record. The coding region runs from base 86 to 817 and encodes 243 amino acids.